CCCAAGCUUUGUAGAGCACAGAUUCGCAGCAGUGAACUGAAACUGAACUAAUCGUUGAAAAUGGGUAUGGCUGCAGACCUCAAGCAAGUUCUGGGCGAGCUCGACCAGGAAGCCUUCAUCGAGCUUUUGGGGAAGCUCGUCGGCGAGGCGGAGCACCUGCAGAACAAUCCGCCGGACCUCAUCCCGGAGGAGGACAAGGUCGUCAGGCACGUGCUCGAUGUGCUCGCUCCGUACGGCACUAGUAAUGGGGAGCCGCUCGUCAUUAAUCACGUCUCCUACGUGCCUGGUCGGGGGAACCUCAUUGUCGAGUACCCAGGAACUGAGCCUAACAACGUUGUGUCGUUCGUCGGCAUGCAUAUGGAUGUGGUCACCGCAAACCCUGAAGAAUGGGAUUUCGAUCCUUUUUCUUUAAGCAUCGAUGGCGACAAACUUAGAGGGCGUGGAACUACAGACUGUUUGGGACAUGUUGCUCUUCUAACUCUACUACUGAAGAAGCUGGCAGUGGCUAAGCCUGCAUUGAAGUCGUCAGUUUAUGCGAUCUUUAUUGCCAGUGAGGAGAAUUCAUCUAUUCCAGGAAUAGGAGUUGAUCAACUGUAUGAGGACGGAUACUUUGACAACUUACACAGAGGACCUCUGUAUUGGGUUGAUACAGCAGAUAGUCAGCCUUGCAUUGGCACCGGGGGGAUGAUUCCGUGGAGGUUUAAUGUUACUGGAAGGCUGUUUCACAGUGGUCUACCCAAUAAGGCAAUCAAUCCUUUAGAGCUAUCAAUGGAAGCCCUUAAACCAAUUCAGUUACAGUUUUAUAAAGACUUUCCACGCCAUCCAAAAGAGGAAGAAUAUGGUUUUCAAGUACCAUCAACCAUGAAGCCAACUCAAUGGAGUUAUCCUGGAGGUGGCAUCAAUCAAAUUCCAGGGGAGUGUCUAAUUUGCGGAGAUGUUAGGCUGACUCCAUUUUAUAGUAUAAAUGAUGUACAGAAGAAGCUUCAAGAAUCUAUUCAGUACUGGAAUGACAACAUUGAAAAGCUCGACACACGAGGACCGGCUUCCAAAUAUGUUCUUCCAGAGGAGAACGCCAGGGGGACAUUAUCUAUUACUUUCGAUGAAUCCUUCGGUGGAAUUGCUUGCGACCGUGACUCUCGUGGUUACAAAAUGUUGGCCAAAGCUACUGAAGAAGUGAUUGGGAAGGUAGAGCCAUUUUCCAUAACCGGUAGCUUGCCACUCGUGGCGAAAUUGAAGGAAGAGGGCUUCGACGUCCAAUGCAUUGGCUACGGGUUAACAGCUACGUACCAUGCCAACAACGAGUAUUGCAACCUGUCGGAUAUGGCGAACGGCUAUAAGGUGUUCGCUAGCGUGUUGUCGCAGGCGGAAGAGUGAAUCCCAGUACGGUACGCGCCUUUUCUUGAACACCAAAUUUAUUUUGUGAUGUUCGGUUAAUAAAAUAGCGGUAUUUGAAGGAAAAAUAAGAAGUCAUGUUUGUAGGCAUGAGUGAGUGAGAGCAAUAAGCAUUGAUUGCAGUGUGUAUGUGUUGUGUGGGAUCUGAUCAUCUUCUGUUGUUUGUUUGAUGGUUGAAACAAUUAUGCCAAGUUUGAGUGUUCUUAUGAAUUGAUUUUUUUUGUGCCA
This is a messenger RNA of Andrographis paniculata, 1620 nucleotides long. RefSeq names its product acetylornithine deacetylase. The record is from RefSeq and is a predicted model, not a curated record. Gene Ontology annotation, molecular function: hydrolase activity. Lineage: Eukaryota; Viridiplantae; Streptophyta; Magnoliopsida; Lamiales; Acanthaceae. Bases 61 to 1374 code for a protein of 437 amino acids. The transcript is spliced from 10 exons.